Molecule: messenger RNA, 1140 nt
Organism: Oreochromis aureus
Lineage: Eukaryota; Metazoa; Chordata; Actinopteri; Cichliformes; Cichlidae
Exons: 5
Coding region: 383-1048 (221 amino acids)
Source: RefSeq, a predicted model, not a curated record
AAAUAUCAUUAUAAUUCUAAGUUAGAUGACCUUGAUUAAAUCUUUGAAAAUCACAAAAGUGUUAUCUUGAGUUGAAAAUACUGAAAAGAAUGCUUAAAUUUUCAACACCAGUUUUUGAGUUGAACUGAGCUCUUUUGUUCAAGUUUAUUUAAAAGAAAAAAUUCUGUAUUUGAAACACAGGGUGCAUUAUUUAAAUCUACUCAAUAUAUCUCAUAGAAAGUACUCAAAAUAACUGAGACACUGGUAUUCAUACUUAUCAUUGUCUUGAACUUUAAUUAUUAAUGGUUCAAAAUCAAUAUAAUUUUGUCCCCCAAUACUAACUUAAAACUUUGAGUAAGACUAAUGACCUUUGGCAUGUACCGCGCGCGAGGAGCAUGGCCUCAUGCGAGAUUUUCUGCACGUUGAACGAGACAGACGCACAUCGACUGCAGACUUGGUAACGUUUUCAGCACCAUCUUCACCACCAGGAGAAAAAAUCUGCAUCAACUACAAAGUAAAGCAGGUCAGGGCAGAGUUUCAUAGGAUCACGACCCUGAACCUUGAACCAAAGUUCAUGUCAUCGUUGGACUUGUAUUCAUCCAAACUCCUGUCCUUGUUUCAAGCCAAGAAAGGUGCUGCUGGACAACGCCACAGGGCACAGUUAAACCUUCUGCUUCAGAGUGGAAAUUCCAUCGAGAAAAAACGAGAAGUCAUCAUCAGAUGUCUCAUUGACCAUCUGGGAGAGGAUCCAAGUGCCUUAAUCAAAACCUUUGAGGACGGUGCUGAUGCUGUCUUUGUUGAAGAGGCUUUGGCUGAGGAGGUGAUGAAGAUUUACCUGCUGCAGAAUCAAGACAGGUCAGGCGAACCUACUGAUGUGGGUAUUGUUAUUGAAGGCGUUACUGUUCUGGGCAAACUUGGGAAUCUGAGCAAAGCCUGUUGCUAUCUUUUGGGACUGUGCUAUGCUCUGGAUCUGAAACACCCCAAGAAUCUCAAAUGCACAUUUGAAGCAUUUCAAAAGUGUUCAUGGAGCUGGAUCCAAGAAACCUUUCUGUCAAGGUUCAAAGACUGAAAAAUGACCUCUGUUCAUUGUAGACAAAAUUUCACAGGGCUGUUCUUAAAGUGUUAGACUUGUUAAGUGACAUGUAAUGCUCAUCAAAAGGU